UCACAUCUCCCCCGCAUUACACGAGGUGAUACUGAAUAACAAUUAUACACCCCAACUAAUCGGUGCAUUCGUACGUAAUCCAUCUUCUAAACAUGUUGAUGUGUAUCUUACCCCGAUCCUCCAGUUUCACAGAUUUCGAACACUCUUCGUCUUCGUGGAUCUGGCCGAAUCAUCAAAAAUGGAUCACAGCUAUGUUCUCUGGGUUACAUUGCGACGUUCCCCUGUCGCUGAUUACAUAUUCGCACAUGUCGACAAUCCUCACAACGCAGACAUUUAUGAGAGUUACGCUAAAGGACCGGGCCCUUCGAAAUUAGUCCUUUUCAGCGGUAAUUACCCCGAAUCGGUGUUUACACCAUGCUUACCCUGCCAUUCAAAAACAGAGACGUUAAUCGAAGAAAAACUUACCUUAUUGUUCACCAUUCGUCGAAUUGAUGUAGUGUGGGACGCUCAAAAUUUGAAUCUUCGCGGGAGAGUAGUGCAACACUGGGGUGACAAAAGUAUUCAGCAAGAGGAUGGAUAUUGACCCAGGAAAAAAGUGGGAAUGCCCCACGUGCUCCAAGACGAUAAAAGAAAAGGGGAACUUUACCAAGCAUCUCGCCACACAUGAUCCAGAUGCGAAGGUGAAAUGCCAGAUUUGUGGAAAAAUUUAUAAAAAUCCACCUAGCUUACGCACUCACAUGUGGAGGAUUCAUACUAAUGACGAGGAACGACCCAGUUGUGACACGUGUCAUCGGGAGUUUUUCGACUCGAUCAACUUACGGCAACAUAUUAAAACCGUCCACAGCACGAAGGAAAGACGUCGUUUCCCAUGCACGUUCCCUGGUUGUGGGAAAACCUACCUGAGCAAAUACAACGUUGAGAAACACCAGAAAAUUGAGCAUUCUGAGAAUCCCGAACGAUUUGGGUGCACCCUUUGCGUAAAAGAGUUUAGAACUCGGUGGGAACUUGAGACUCACAUUCUCAUCCACACCAAGGAGAAGCCCUACAAAUGUUCCACGUGUGGGAGGGGUUUCACCCAGAUGGGAAGCACACGAAAGCACGAGAAAACGCAUUUGGAAAAAUCAACCCGAGAAGUGUUGCAGUGUCACAUUCAUUCCUGCGACAAAUGUGAAUACAAGAGUCACUCGAAAAGCAGUUUAACUCAGCACAUGAGAAAGCACAAUGCUUCGAAUUGGCGAGAGUGUUACUUUUGCCAGAAACAGUUUGUUAACUUUAACAAAUUGGUGAGACACUGCAGUCGAGUUCAUUGUCUCGAGAAGUAAAAGAGUAAAUGUGUUUCAUUGUGCUUAAAAUUUUAUUCUCGGUUUACGUUCUGUACUACAUAAUUAUCAUGUGUGAAGGAUUUAAAAAUAUUUUAAAAUUGAAAUUUGUCCAUGUAUGUUUCAACACUUUACAAAAUUGGGAUAAAA
Messenger RNA from Folsomia candida, 1409 nucleotides. Its product is annotated as zinc finger protein 383. NCBI's taxonomy places the organism in Eukaryota, Metazoa, Arthropoda, Collembola, Entomobryomorpha, Isotomidae. The coding region runs from base 513 to 1262 and encodes 249 amino acids. Gene Ontology annotation, cellular component: nucleus. Gene Ontology annotation, molecular function: RNA polymerase II transcription regulatory region sequence-specific DNA binding; DNA-binding transcription factor activity, RNA polymerase II-specific. The transcript has 4 exons. Gene Ontology annotation, biological process: regulation of transcription by RNA polymerase II. The record is from RefSeq and is a predicted model, not a curated record.